Molecule: messenger RNA, 2319 nt
Organism: Octopus bimaculoides (California two-spot octopus)
Lineage: Eukaryota; Metazoa; Mollusca; Cephalopoda; Octopoda; Octopodidae
Product: SCO-spondin-like
Source: RefSeq, a predicted model, not a curated record
AUGACCGGUAGAGGUGUUGAGUCAGGUUUGAUACAAGAAGAAAAAUGUUGUUCUGGUUGGUCCGGACACAAAUGCAAUGAACCAAUUUGUAACCCUCCUUGUGGCAAUAAUGGCAUAUGUAUAGGUCCUAGUAAAUGUGAUUGCCCACCAGGAAUUGUCGGUUAUCGAUGCCAUGACAAACUAAGUGAUUCUGACAACAAACAUCAAUUCUGUUUUAUUGAACCCAGUUGCUAUGGUGCAGAAUAUGUGUGUGGAAAAAGUAUGACGUUCAAAGAAUGCUGUAGUAAGAAUCUAACUGGGAGCUGGGGCAUUCCUGGCAUAAAGUGUACACCUUGCAUUGCUUAUGCUCACCCUAACUGGACAGAAACUUACACACGGUCACACAGUUGUAGAUCUUCCGGUCAAUACAGCAUGAGAACUUUCGAUGGCAGCUACUACAAUUUCGUUGGUAAUUGUUCAUACAGCCUUGUAGAAAUACCAGAUAUCUGUCAGAUUGAAAUCACCUUUAGAGACUGCGAAACAUUGUCUACAUGUCGAAAGUCCUUAAAAAUAACGACUGGUGCAGACGUUGUUUAUGCCGAAGGACACCACAUAGUGAUAAACAAACACAAAGUAAAUCUUCAUCAAGGAAUCAUAAAAGGAAAUUUAAUGGUGAUCAAGCGAUAUGACUAUGUUGCAAUUGAAAGUAGUGCUCCAGCGAUAAGAAUUCUGAUGGGAAAGAAUACCUUUAUUGAGGUGACACUUGGAGCUACAUUGAAAGGAAACACAUGCAUUCAGGGACUGUGUGGCAAUUAUAAUGGGAAUCAAAAUGAUGACUUUACGACACCUGAAAAAAUCAAAGAGGGAAAAGGAUACCUGUUUGCUGACUCUUAUGCUAUAAAAGAAAAUAGAGGCCAGUGUAUGACCCUUCCCUUGGCUCCUGGUGACAACAAAUAUCCUGAAUUGCUUAAAAAAUGUCAACUAUUAGCGGAAAAUCCCUUUCAAGCUUGUCACGAUAAAGUUGACCCCCUUAGAUGGAUCCAGUUAUGUGAUACAGGAAGUUCUCGAGCCAAUUCUUUCAAGGAAGCUUCAGAAAUUGUAUGCAAUAUUCUAGCUUCUUACUCUCGAGAAUGUAGUGCAGAAAAGAAAAAAAUUCUUUGGAGAAAGAAAGCAAAUUGCAUAAAAACAUGUCCAUCUGGCAUGGAAUAUGAUGAAUGCACCAGUGCUUGUCCUGCAUCUUGUCAUACCAUUAAUAUGACAUCAUCUGAAUGUGAUUUCUCUUGUGUACCAACAUGUCGCUGCAAACACAAUCUUUUCUAUGAAGAUGGGAAAUGUAUUACACAAAAGAAAUGCCCUUGUGAAUAUCAGAAUUAUAAAUACAAGUCUGGAGCAACUGUUAGAAUGCUAUGUAACAAAUGCACAUGUUGCAAGGGUGUAUGGGACUGCGAAAAGAAAAAAUGCCCUGCAGUGUGUACUAUUUAUGGAAGAUCUACAAUUGUUACAUUUGAUGGACAACAAUAUAAAUUAGAGCCUCAAGCUUGUGUCUAUUCUUUAGUUGAGCCACAUGACAAGUCUGUUUCUUUGAAAAUUAUGCUACAUUUUGGUCCAUGUAAGAGUAUCUGGAGAGAGGGUUACAACUGUACAUCUGGUAUCACUCUGGAAAGCAAUGAUUUCUUUCUUACCAUCAGCAAUAAAAAUGUCUUAGCAAAUGGUAGGGAAAUUCAACAACUUCCAUACAAUUCAAGAGAUGUAACUGUCAAGAGAGCAACUUCUUCCUUUUAUCUUAUAGAAGGGAGUGGAUUUCGAAUUCUCUAUAAUGAAAACAGACAAAUAUAUAUUAAAUUGGAUUUGGAGCCUUUUAAAGGAAAGAUUCAAGGACUUUGUGGCAACUUUGAUUUUGAUAUUACUAAUGAUUUCAAUGGGCCAAAUGGUUUGCCUUUGGAUAAGGUGUCUUUCACUCAAGCCUAUCUAUCUCCCACAUGUGAAAGACAACAAAGAGAAGAUGUUGAAGAAGUACCUUGUUCGUCACAUUUUAAUGACAAAAAGGUCGUUAAGAAGUAUUGCCAACACCUUCGAGGAAGUGCCACAUUUGCUAAGUGUAAUGAAAUAGUCCAGUCUCACUUAUUUUACGACUUAUGUAUGAGAGAUAUGUGUACACAACAUUCCAACAAAAACGUGGAAAGUUUAUGCAUUGCUCUGGAAGCUUAUGCCAGGGAAUGUGCUAUUAAUGGUGUCAUUGUGGAAUGGAGGAAAAAUAAUACAUUGUCUCAGUUAUGCCUCAUCUGUAAAAAUUUAAAAGUAAUAUUCAGAAAUUUAAGUACCCUGGGAAUUAUGGGUUAA